AUGAAGGCAUAUCUACCAAUAUUCCUUAUCUUCAUAACUGGUUUUGGCGGCUCAUUCUUCCUAGCAAGUCCACAAGCUGACUCGUGUACUGCAAAUCUCAACCUCAAAGUUGCUAUCCCUUUUGAUACAACCAAUCUUCACUGCCUUUCUGUAUGGGAUGCUCAAGGUUUCAUCCUCAGAUAUGUUGAGACUAGUACAAACAUUUGGAGCUUCAUUCUUUCAACCCCAGAAACAAAUUCCUACAUAGCUAUGGGUUUCUCGGCCAGCGGUGGAAUGGUGGGUUCAAGUGCCAUGGUGGGGUGGGUGGCUUCCGGAGGAGGCAGUACUGGAGGGAUAAAGCAAUAUUUUGUAGGUGGGACCACGGCAAACGAGGUGGUGGCUGAUAAGGGCAACAUACAAAUCAUCAACAACUCAACCUUAAUCACAUCACAGUCAUCUCGCAUCUACAUGGCCUUUCAGUUACAAACCAACCAACCUCCCUCCCGCCUCAUUUACGCUAUCGGUCCCAACGCCUUCUUCCCAUCCCCACCAAGUUUUGCCUUAGCGCAGCACCGAGACAGAGUCUCCACUACUUUCAAUUAUGAUACAGGUUCAUUUGAAUCAGAAAACCCAUCUGUGAACCUGAAAAGAAGCCACGGAAUGUUGAAUAUCUUGGGAUGGGGCAUCCUGGUCAUAAUUGGAGCAAUAGUGGCUCGCCACUUCAAGGAAUGGGAUCCAUUUUGGUUUAAUUUCCACGCUUCCGUUCAAUCAUUAGGUUUUGUUUUGGGAGUGAUGGGUGUAAUCACCGGGCUUGUUCUGGAUUAUCAACUCAAUCUUGACGUUAGUAUUCACGAGGCUCUUGGAAUCACCAUUCUCGUUCUAGGUUGCCUUCAGAUUAUGGCUUUUCUUGCUCGACCACACAAGGAAUCAAAAGUCAGAAAGUCUUGGAAUUUGUACCAUCAUACGACUGGGAGAAUUUUGAUAGUCCUUGCUAUAUCCAAUAUUUUCUACGGACUCCAUUUAGGUAAGGAAGCAAGUGAGUGGAGGAUUGGGUACGGAAUUGUCCUUGUCAUAUUAUUCUUUAUCGCUGUAAUUUUAGAGACAAGAUUGUGGAGCAAAAGCUAA
Gastrolobium bilobum is the source of this 1104-nucleotide messenger RNA. Its product is annotated as cytochrome b561 and DOMON domain-containing protein At3g07570-like. The record is from RefSeq and is a predicted model, not a curated record. The transcript is spliced from 5 exons. Lineage: Eukaryota; Viridiplantae; Streptophyta; Magnoliopsida; Fabales; Fabaceae. The coding region runs from base 1 to 1104 and encodes 367 amino acids.